AUGGGCAAAAGAAGUAACAAUUUUGGUGGCCCUUUAAUUGAGAGUACUUCUAGAAGUUUAUCUGCGUCUGAUGGAAAUGAUGAUAAUAGCACUACCAGGCCACCCGCAGUGCCGCCUAAUACGCCCUCCUCUUCUUUAUCCUUAUCAGAUGAUAGUGAUGACGGUGAUAAUGACAACUGUGAACAAGUUCAAUCGGAGAACACGGAAGUAGAAGCUGUUAAUGAUAACCGAGAGGAAAUGCCUGAAAAUGAUGAUCUUAAUUCUUUUAACUGUGGAAGUACACUUUCUUUGCAGUCAGAACAACAAGAGCAACAACAAACAUUCCCGACUCCUUUUGAUGAUCAUCAACUGAACGAUGCUGAGAGGAUUCUUUUUGAAAUAUCCCGUGAUCUUCUCGCCGAGCUGGAAACUCAGAUGGAGGUUGAAGUGACUAAAACUCAAACUAGAUCAUCACCACCACAACCACAACCUCAAAACUUUGAUGACAACUCUUUUUCUUCAGUACUUUCCUUAGGCAAUCUUUUCAACAGCGGCAGCAGCAGCAACAACAGUCGUACACUUUCAAACUCCACCUCAACGCCUAACUUUUCAAACUCUUUAAAUAGCAGCACUCGUCUAAACAGCAAUCCCUUCAGUCGACUGAACUCCCAAAACUCCACCAACUCCUCCUCAAACAGCUCACUGCCCUGCAUUGACUCUCUCUAUCACCCUCCACCGCCGUACACACCUCCAGACAGUCCAGGCGUUCUUAGGACUACUCGAUCUCUCAGAGUAGUUCAACAACAGCAGCAACAGCAACAACAAUUUGAAUUUGUUGACGACCAGAAUAAUCCUUUUCUGUCAUCAGUUUCAUCAGCAGAUCCAUCACCACCACCACCACAGCAAUCACUACCUCCUCGACCUUCACUUAGUCGGCUAAACUCCCGCAUUUUCACCAACUCCACUUCUAAUCUGCACUCUCUUGAAGAGAGGGCUGAAGAGGAGGAAGAUGUUGAAGAAGAAGAGGAAGAGGAAGGUAUUGAUGGUGAGUCUGAGGAUAAAGAUGAGGAUGAGGAUUCUGAAGAUGAGGACGAGGACUCUGAACCGGAAAUUGUUGGCCCAAUCUGUCAACCGCCACCUCCCUACCUUAAACGUUGCGAUAAUCGCCUUGACACUUGCAAUCUGCCGCAGCCGUGCACCAGCC
Molecule: messenger RNA, 1183 nt
Organism: Rhagoletis zephyria (snowberry fruit fly)
Lineage: Eukaryota; Metazoa; Arthropoda; Insecta; Diptera; Tephritidae
Source: RefSeq, a predicted model, not a curated record